Messenger RNA from Mus musculus (house mouse), 3125 nucleotides. It is a transcript of the gene Cxcl14, whose product is annotated as C-X-C motif chemokine ligand 14. The record is from RefSeq and is a predicted model, not a curated record. Bases 639 to 1235 code for a protein of 198 amino acids. The transcript is spliced from 4 exons. Gene Ontology annotation, biological process: immune response; cell chemotaxis. Gene Ontology annotation, molecular function: chemokine activity. Gene Ontology annotation, cellular component: extracellular region. NCBI's taxonomy places the organism in Eukaryota, Metazoa, Chordata, Mammalia, Rodentia, Muridae.
CUGCUUGAAAACUCUAGGAUUUGAGCCAAGCCUGGGUCUCUCGGUGGCUUCGGACAGUAAACCUGUGUGUUCUGAGAAGUGUCCACAGGAAACAGAAAAGCAGCACCCUUCAGCAGGCCGUGCUCCCGCCUGACCUUCUUCCAAGGCACUGAGGUAUGGGUGUGCAAGCGUAAAGGCGGGCGUGCUGUGGAGCGAGAGGGUAGCGGAUGUGAGUGUGUCCGUGUGUGCGCGCGUGGCUCCGAGUGUGCGCCGCUGGGAUCGCGAUGGGUCCGGGGCGGGCGGCAGGGCGGUCUGGGAGAUCUCCUCCCCCCACCACAUUGAGAAAUCUCAGUGAGUCACCGAGUGGUUCUGCAUAUUAAUGAGCUCGCUCUCCGAGAGGGCAGGAGCGAAUUUAAAAGAGGCCAGGGUGGGCGGAGGGAAGCUGUGGGGAGAUCGCAGCACCCAGCGCCAAGCGCAGCGCGGCACCGCGACAGACGGCAGGAGCACCCAUCGACGGGCGUAGCUGGAGCGAGCCGAGCAGAGCAGAGAGAGGCGUGCUUGAAACCGAGAACCAAGCCGGGCGGCAUCCCCCGGCCGCCGCACGCACAGGCCGGCGCCCUCCUUGCCUCCCUGCUCCCCACCGCGCCCCUCCGGCCAGCAUGAGGCUCCUGGCGGCCGCGCUGCUCCUGCUGCUCCUGGCGCUGUGCGCCUCGCGCGUGGACGGGUCCAAGUGUAAGUGUUCCCGGAAGGGGCCCAAGAUCCGCUACAGCGACGUGAAGAAGCUGGAAAUGAAGCCAAAGUACCCACACUGCGAGGAGAAGAUGGUUAUCGUCACCACCAAGAGCAUGUCCAGGUACCGGGGCCAGGAGCACUGCCUGCACCCUAAGCUGCAGAGCACCAAACGCUUCAUCAAGUGGUACAAUGCCUGGAACGAGAAGCGCAGCUAUGGCUUUGAAGAGGAGGCAUCUGUGGGUUUCCUGCAGCCUCACCCCCACCACACCUUGUCUACUUUUGCAAGUUGCUCUCCUGAAGGCUGUGAGAGCCUCUGCUACCAGGAUCCUGCUAGCCUUUCCAGGGCUGUUUGUUCGUUUGCUGAGACAAAGUCUCACAUGGCCCAGUCUAGUAUCAACUCAACCUCAAGACAAAGGAUAGCCUUGAACGCUGAACCUAGCCGGUCCACUUCCCAAAUGUUGAGAUUUCGGGAUCACAAGCCUAUGCUACACUCUGCUGAGUUCAUCCCUUUCUUAGGACUCUGAUGCACCUGGAAUAGGAAACUGCCGUGCCUCCUCUUUCUCUUUCUGUCCCUUUCCUUGCAAAAGAUUAAAAAUGACUUAAUGAAUGGGGAUAGAGAUUUGAACUGUUCAAUGUCAGAGAGAGAACAAGCAUACAUGUUCCAUAGCUCGGAAGGGAGAACGGAGGAAGCAUGGCCCCUGCCUGGCCCAUGGCACUAACAACUGAGCUCAAAGCACUGUAGAAACCAGAGUCCCUGGCUGUCAUGAUAGGCAGCUACACAGACACUUCAUUGUGUUUCUAUUUUAUUUAUGCGCAUGUGUCUAUGUGCCUGUAUGCCAUGUGUGUGCAGGUGCCCGAGGCAGCCACUAGAGGGCGUUGAGCUGGAGGAAUAGGGGUUUAGGAACACCUGGUGAGGAUGCUGGGAACUAAACUUGGUCCUCUGGCGGAGCAGUGACAGAUUUUUGAGCAUCAUCUCUCUGGCUUGCAGGCAGUUUAUUUCAAAGCAUGAUUAGGGAUUAUCCCUCAGAAACCAGGAACAAGCAAGAAGGAACAGUAGGCUGCCUGUGAAGUGCAACCCAGUGUUAGGAUUACAGGUGUGAGUGUGAGCUUUUGUGGAGGUUUCAAACCAUCUCUCCUCUUCUGGCCCCAGACCUGGGAGAAGAUCCAUGGGUGAAGCCACUCCCCAGGAGCUGUGAGCAGCCUACACCACAUCCUGAGCCACUUAUACCUGUGUGUCCUCUCUUCCCAGGGUCUACGAAGAAUAGGGUGGACGAUCAUGGAAAGAAAAACUCCAGGCCAGUUGAGAGACUUCAGCAGAGGACUUUGCAGAUUAAAAUAAAAGCCCUUUCUUUCUCACAAGCAUAAGACAAAUUAUAUAUUGCUAUGAAGCUCUUCUUACCAGGGUCAGUUUUUACAUUUUAUAGCUGUGUGUGAAAGGCUUCCAGAUGUGAGAUCCAGCUCGCCUGCGCACCAGACUUCAUUACAAGUGGCUUUUUGCUGGGCGGUUGGCGGGGGGCGGGGGGACCUCAAGCCUUUCCUUUUUAAAAUAAGGGGUUUUGUAUUUGUCCAUAUGUCACCACACAUCUGAGCUUUAUAAGCGCCUGGGAGGAACAGUGAGCAUGGUUGAGACCGUUCACAGCACUACUGCUCCGCUCCAGGCUUACAAAGCUUCCGCUCAGAGAGCCUGGCGGCUCUGCGCAGCUGCCACAGGCUCUCCUGGGCUUAUGACUGGUCAGAGUUUCAGUGUGACUCCACUGUGGCCCCUGUUGCAGGGCAAUUGGGAGCAGGUCCUUCUACAUCUGUGCCUAGAGGAACUCAGUCUACUUACCAGAAGGAGCUUCAUCCCCACCCCACCCCCACCCGCACCCCAGCUCAUUCCCCUGUCACGACCAGGCAAGUGAUCCUUAAAGGAGCUGGGUCUUUUUCUUGCAAACUGAGGGUUUCUGAAAGGUCCCCUGCUUUGGUAGAAGAUGCUUCUGAGGCAUCCAAAGUCCCCAGCAGUGUGAGAAAAUGAUGCUCGAUGUUCGGGAGGACAAGGGAAGAUGCAGGAUUAGAUGCAGGACACACAGCCAGAGCUACACAUCCUCUUGGCAAUGGGAGCUCCCCCCCCCCAAAGCUUUGUUUCUUUCCCUCACCCCAACAGAAAGUGCACUCCCCCUCAGUGAAUACGCAAACAGCACUGUUCUCUGAGUUAGGAUGUUAGGACGAUCCUGCGCCCUGCCCUCUCCUGUGUACAUAUUGCCUUCAGUACCCCUCCCCCACCCCAUGCCACACACUGCCCCUCAUUAGAGGCCGCACUGUAUGGCUGUGUAUCUGCUAUGUAAAUGCUGAGACCCCUGAGUGCUGCAUGCAGGUUUCAUGUUCUUUCUAAGAUGAAAAGAGAAAGUAAUAAAAUAUAUUUGAAGUUACCAAAA